AUGACUAUCAGAUCCAACAAAUUGCGUCGCAAGGUGAAUAGUGUUUCCCAUAACAGCUUGAGCUACGUUAGUACUCCUGGAUUUGAUUCUGGCUCGUCACUCAAGAAUUCCAAUUCGAGUUCGAGCGCUAGCUCCAGCUUCAAUUCACAAUGCAGUUCCAAUUGCAGUACCGAUAAUGGAAGUGGUACAAGCAUCAAGCAUAAGGCUGAAUUGGAAGAAAUUACUGAUGAAACAUUGGCCAAAGUGGAAAAGGAAUUGAUGAUUGCUGGGGUGAAUGGAUUUUCAGAUACUUCAGGUGCUUGCAAUGAAGAGUUUGAGAAUGGGCUGAUUCGAGGUAUUAUGGGUAGUAUCGAAUCUGGGAAAGUAUCAGACAUCAUUAUAGAAGAAGAAGAAAAUGAAUUGGAGGUGGAAGAGAAUUCAAAUGAUGACGCAAAAAAAUAUAUAGACAAAGAAUUUGGUGGUGGUGAUGAGAAGAAGAAAGGGGAGGAGGAGGAGGAGGACAAAGAAGAGGAUUCUCCUUGCAUCAACACAGACGAAGAAGUAACCAAAGUUAUGGAACAGUCUAUGAGGUUGCGUGAAAGUUUUGCAAAGGAGAGGUCUGAGCCUGCAUUUAACAAUACUAACCGACUUGUAUUUGAUGAUGGAGCAGUGUUUGGAAUUGUUUCAGACUAUACCAAUGAAUGUAGUUUACAACUAAACAGUAUUAACAAAAAUUUGGAUGUUUCUAGUUUCCAAAAGUGGCUCGAAAAAGGCUUUGAUAAUAAGAAUCGAAAGAGCAAAAAAGGAAACACGAGUAUUAAAGCUAAAGGCAUAGGAAUUGAAGCACUUAGAGAAUUAAUUGAAACUAUAAAUAGUCUUUUCAGAUUGGUGGUUGACUUUAUAUUUUCAUUGUUUUCCCUUGCUUUAUUUGGAAUUAGAUUUUGGAUCGUUUUUGUUUUGACGUUGAAGGAGUUGGUAUUUCAAACUAGUGAUGAUUUUAAAGCUAUAAUGAGCAGAAACAACAAAAAGUAA
Molecule: messenger RNA, 1011 nt
Organism: Lodderomyces elongisporus
Lineage: Eukaryota; Fungi; Ascomycota; Pichiomycetes; Serinales; Debaryomycetaceae
Exons: 1
Coding region: 1-1011 (336 amino acids)
Source: RefSeq, a predicted model, not a curated record